AUGACAGUCCAAGAUAACUGGAAAGAACCUGUGAAUGAAGAGGCAUUCAAGUCACUGCAAAAAUUAUGCCAGUUUUAUGAGUUAGAAGAAGUAGACAAGCUACGGUUGGAAUUAAAGAUCUUCUAUUCCUCAUUUCCUUGCCUGCCACAGAACACUGCAGCUACAAUGCUCAACCUGAUGAAAGAAAACAAUGUCCAGGAGAGGGUGAAGCUUAGGUUGGAGGCAGAGAUAGCUGAGGUGGUGGCAGAGGAGAAGAUUUUACAACAAUUUGAUGAAGAUGAUAGAGAAAUAACUCCCGUUACUAGGAUAAGGGAGCAUAUAGACCCUGACAUAGGCAGGAGUGAACAACCCAUGAGUUUAGGUGCAGUAGCGCCUGCAGUCAACUCAGGUAGGAAUAACCAAAGGGACUUAAGUUAUGAGGAAGUCAUGCAGGCAUUAAUCUCUUGCAGCCUCAAAAGUUUGAUGCCCAAGCAGGAUAUAGCUAAGUUUGAAGGAGAUUAUACAAAGUAUUUUAGGUUCAUCCACUCAUUUGAUGACGUGUUCAGCAGCCAGUUGACAAAUGAUAAGGAAAGGCUGAGGUAUCUGGAUUUAUACACAACAGGUAGGCCAAAUGAGAUAGUGGCAGCUUGCCUCCACUUAGAUGCUUCAGAGGGCUAUAGGCAGGCAAGAAAAUUGCUGGAGGAGCGAUACAGCAACCACAAGCAAAUAGCCACUACAUACGUGGAUAAGGUAAUCAAAUGGAAGGACAUGGGGGAAAAUAAUGCAGAAGACUUUGAUGAGUAUGCGGUGAUGUUAAAAACCUGCAGAAAUGCAAUUUCAUGUGUCCCCUAUGGUGUUGCCGCAUUGCAGAACCCAAAAACAAUGAGGUUGAUCCUGAGCAAAUUCCCAUCUAGCGUACAGGAUCGAUGGUGUAGAGUUGCUGACAAGAUAAUUAGUGAGAAGAUGAUUUAG
Molecule: messenger RNA, 951 nt
Organism: Macrobrachium nipponense
Lineage: Eukaryota; Metazoa; Arthropoda; Malacostraca; Decapoda; Palaemonidae
Exons: 2
Coding region: 1-951 (316 amino acids)
Source: RefSeq, a predicted model, not a curated record